Messenger RNA from Oncorhynchus mykiss (rainbow trout), 1880 nucleotides. RefSeq names its product talin rod domain-containing protein 1. NCBI's taxonomy places the organism in Eukaryota, Metazoa, Chordata, Actinopteri, Salmoniformes, Salmonidae. Gene Ontology annotation, molecular function: actin binding. The record is from RefSeq and is a predicted model, not a curated record.
CUGACCAUGGAGUGUGUGACAACGUAAAACACGUUUCUCAUUGAAAUCCCCCCACAAAUCGAGCAGCUUGACCCCCCUACUAUGGCUAGUAGUGGCUCAGGGAGGUCAGCUAGCGAGGGUUCCAGCAGCACACAGAGCAGCAGCUUGCAGCAGAGGAAGAAGCUUUCGUCCAUCUGUGACACGUGUAAGGGCAAGAUGCAGCUGGUUGCCGACCUCCUCCUGCUCUGCAGCGAGACACGGCCCGUGGUCACCGCGGAUGGCGUGGCGGUGGCCGAGACCUUCGAGCAGUGCCGCGACACGGUCAUCGCCCGCACGAAGGAACUCUCCAUCCUCACCCACGACAUCCAGUCGCAGCUCAACAUGGGCCGCUUCGUCGAGGUGGGAGACCGCUUACUAGAGAUGGGGGACCUGGUGGUGUCGUUGACCGAGUGUUCGGCGCACGCUGCAUACCUAGCAGUGGUGGAGACCUCGGGUUCUCAGCCGUGUCUGCCAGGGCUGGUGGACCGCUACAAAGUGACACGGUGCCGCCACGAGGUGGAGCAGAGCUGUGGCAUCCUCCGGGUCACGCCGCUGCCAGACCUCACGCCCCAGCUUCUACUGGAGCUAUCUCAGAACAUCUCCUGCAACCUCAAGACCCUGACAGAUGCCUCGGGCCUGGCCAGCGAGAGGUCCAAGGACCGCUUCGCCAAAGAACAGUUCAAGCUCAGCGUCAAGAGCAUUAGCACAAGCGGCACGGCCCUCUUGGCCUGUGUCCGGGAAGUCAAGACGCAGCCCAGCGAGCUGACACGCAACCGCUGCGUCCUGUUCAGCGCGGCGCUGGUCCAAGCGGUAAAUGCAUUGGUCGGGUUUGCUACGGAACCACAGUUUUUAGGCCGGGCGGCGAGCGUGUCACCCGAGGGGAAGGGUGUGCAGACGGCAGUUCUGGGCGGCGCCAUGAGCGUGGUGUCAGCGUGCGUCCUUCUCACUCAGGGCCUCCGGGACGUCUCCCAGCAUCCAGAGAGCAGCACCAAGAUGGCGGACUACAGGGAGCGCUUGCGCAACUCGGCCUGCGCGGUGUCGGACGGCUGCACGCUGCUCUCACAGGCGCUAAGGGAGAGGUCUUCACCCAGGACUCUACCGCCAGUCAAUUCCCAUUCUGUGAAUUAGUUUAAUAAAGAAAUGUAAAUAAACCCAUUCUAAAAGUGAUCGUGGAUGAGAAAAUCCCAUCUCUAUCUCCUUGUUUUGGCAUACCAAAGAGACGCUCGGAUUGGCCCUGUUCGUUUAGGGUCGGGAGGUUGAGUGAGUGCAGAGAGAGAACACAAAGGAAGGAGUCUGGAUCUGGUUCUACGAUUGAGAUAGGUGUGCUGUGUUUGGACUUUUACUGAGCUUAAAGUAACAACAUCGGAAAACAAGGUUUUGGUUGCGCUGGAUGUGACCAGAACUUCACCAUAAGAAACUGACAACUUAAACUCAGUCUCCAAUCUACAUACACCUGUUGACCUUCUCUUUGCCAAAAACAAACAUACAAUGAUCUUAAAACCUGAUCAAGUUUACCUCAGUUUUCAGCUAUUGGUGAAAACGCCAGAUAUGAAAUGAUGGAUGUAGCCUGCCGUGUGUGUGUGUGACCUAUCACCUAUGACCUAUGGACCCCCAGGUGACCUCUAGUAGAAGUACAUGUGCUCUAGUGAGAGUAGGAAGUAAGAAGAAGACUGUUCUUCAUCGCUUGUGUUUUUCAAUGUGUGAAAUUCUUAAAAUGGGUAAAAGCUGCUGUGAGUGUGUACCAUAGGUUUUACACUAUCUACCAGACUUACCAUAGUAUUGUUAAUGUGGUUGUUUUUUUUGGAUCAUGCAUGUAUAAAUUAGUAUUUAUUUCAACUAUUAAAAAAGGUUGUUUCUCAUAA